This is a messenger RNA of Mycena citricolor, 912 nucleotides long. The record is from the annotation of a GenBank genome assembly. Lineage: Eukaryota; Fungi; Basidiomycota; Agaricomycetes; Agaricales; Mycenaceae.
GCCGGGGGUUCAAUUCCCCCUUCAAGCAUGACGCACGUUGCUUCUUUUUUUUGCUCGUCCAUGGUUACACUGGCUGCCUCCACACGCCCACCGAGCAGUCCAUUUGGGGUCAAGUGCAACAUGACAGAUUCGGAGACCUCGCAGGUGGCAUCGCGAUGGCUUCGCAUAAGUAACGAUGGGCGAUGAUCGUCUGUGUCAGUCCCACCCCUCACUUCCAUGAAGCUGAACUACUACUACGCACUCCUCGACGCGCUGCUGCCGAUGCUCGGCUUGCAUGCCACCUCGUCCUCGGACCCCGCGGCGCAAUCACUGGGUGUUGCGUUCUUCGAUCCGGGUCUCAACGGGGGCUCGAUGCUCGACAACGCCGGGACGGGAGGCGGGGAGCCGCUCAAUGUCAUCGUGUCGGGGCUGAGCACGCCGCAGGUGCUGACGGACGCGGGCUUCCUGCGGUAUGCGCAGGCCAUCGGAUUCUCGUUCGAGUGUCUGGGCUUCCAUCUGGGCGCACCGCAGUCGGCUAACCUGGGGGACGGGAACGGGUGGGUCAAUCAGACGAUGGAGCUGCGGUACGAUUUCGGCAACGACGAUAUCGGGACGUGUCUGGAGAGCCUUGUGGGAGGGAACCAUUUCAGAAUGUUCCGGCAGAACGGCACGGCAGCAGCGAGCGGCGCGCUGUUCCUCGCCGUGUCACAGGAAGAGGACGUCAUCGAGGGACACACGAUCAUCCCAGACGGCUACAAUCUCGGGAGGGACGUGCUGGUGAGCAGUGCCGUCGGGCUGAACACCCACGACGGCGUCACCUACUCGACCGUCGCGCGCAACAUCAGCGGGCUGCUGCCGGCGGGGUCUACAGGAGUGAACCACGGCAUCGCCACCGAUGGCGUGACGGUUCUUCUGACUGUGACUGUUGUAUAA